This is a messenger RNA of Acromyrmex echinatior (Panamanian leafcutter ant), 8917 nucleotides long. It is a transcript of the gene kst, whose product is annotated as spectrin beta chain, non-erythrocytic 5 kst. The record is from RefSeq and is a predicted model, not a curated record. Gene Ontology annotation, molecular function: phospholipid binding; protein binding. NCBI's taxonomy places the organism in Eukaryota, Metazoa, Arthropoda, Insecta, Hymenoptera, Formicidae.
CCAACAAAUAUUUAUAAACAGUUCGAAAAACUUAAUUAAUUGGGCCACCGAUUCACAAGAAAUAAUGAAGGCCGAAGAACCAGUAAGAGACGUUGCUACUGCCGAGCAACUUAAGAAACAGCACAUGGAACUUGGAGAAGAAAUACGAACCAAAGAAGACGAAUUUCGCGAGGUUGAAGAUCUCGGUAGAGAACUAUUACGUCGUAAUCCAACAUUGACAGAUGUACGCGAACGUCUUGAAAAGUUAAAUGGAUUAUAUCCAACAGUAACAGCCAAUUGGAUAGCAAAAGAAGAAUGGUUACGACAAUGUCUAGAAUUACAACAAUUUAAUCGAGAAGCCGAUCAGAUCGAAGCUACUACCAGUUCUCACGAAGCUUUCCUUGAAUUCACGGACUUAGGCGAAUCUUUGGAUGACGUCGAGGCUCUAUUGAAACAACAUGAAAAAUUCGAGAACACUCUUCACGCGCAAGAUGACAGAUUAAAGGCAUUUAGUGACACCGCGGACAAGUUAAUCGCCCAAAAUCAUUAUGAAAAAGAUUACAUUAAUGAAAGAAGAAAUCAAGUACUAGCUCGUCGUAUGGCAGUGAAGGACGCUGCUCAACGCCGAAGAGCAGCCUUGAAAGCAUCCGAGCAUUAUCAACAAUUCUCAGCCGAAGUGGAUGACUUGCGUGAUUGGUUGGGUGACAAAAUGAAGACCGCAGCCGACGAAAGCUAUCGCGAUUUGAACAAUCUUGAGCGUAAACUACAAAAGCACGAAGCUUUCGAGCGAGAAUUACGCGCCAAUGAGGGACAGUUAAGAGCAGUCAAUAAAGCGGGCAAAGCGCUCAUAUCAGAAGAAAAUUAUCGAUCAGAUGAUGUAGGAAAAACUUUGAAGGACUUAAAUGAUCAAUGGGAUCGAUUGGUAGCAUUAUCGUUGGAAAAAGGUCGUAGAUUACGACAAGCGGCCUCACAACACGGAUAUAAUCGCACCAUGGAAGAUGCUAGAUUGAAACUAGAGGAGAUAGAGACCUGUUUGCAAAGUAAACAAGUAGGUACGGAUCUCCGCAGUUGCAAGGAAUUAUUAAAGAAACAUCAGACUCUCGAGAGUGACAUGUGUCAAUGGGAGCAGAAAGUGGACGAUCUAGUGGCGAUGGGUCAGGAAAUGGCACACGAGGGUCAUUUCGAUGCGGCAAAUAUUCUGAAGACCAGUCAAGCGACCCAAAGAAAAUUCCGCAGUCUGCAAGAACCAGCUAAACGACGUCGAGAAGCAUUGGAGGAGAGUUUGCGCUUCCACAAAUUUGGUUUUGAGUUGGACGCAGAAUUGCAAUGGAUCAAAGAUCAUUUGCCUCAAGCGUCUUCAACGACACUCGGACAGAAUUUGCAUCAGGCCCAGACUUUGCACAAGAAACAUAAGAAACUAGAAGCAGAGAUUGCUGGUCAUCAGCCUAUGAUAGAUAAGACUCUGGCUUCUGGACAGACGCUCAUUGAUCAAGCUCAUCCUGAGAAGAAAAAGAUCCAAGAACUGUGCGAUGUUCUGGAUGAUGCGUGGAGAGACUUACAAGACAAAGCAGGAGAGCGCAGCAGAGCUUUGGACUUGUCCCUAAGAGCACAAGAAUUCUUUUUCGAAGCUGGUGAAGUCGAAAGCUGGCUUAAUGAAAAGAAUGAUGUGCUGAGUUCUACCGAUUAUGGUAGAGAUCGCGAUGCCGCCACGAAAUUAUUGACAAAACAUAAGGCUGUUGAGUUGGAAUUAGACACAUACAAUGGUAUUGUGACAGAAAUGGGACAUACUGCUUCUACAAUGAUCAACUCAAAGCAUCCCGACAGUAAAGCGAUAGCCAACAAGCAGCAAGCGAUUGUUCAACAAAUGCGCGCCUUGCAGCGAUUGGCUACAGUAAGACAGCAACGUUUAAUGGAGAGCAUGUAUCGCCAUGAAUAUUUCUUAGAGAGCAGAGAGUUGGAACAAUGGAUUAAAGAGCAAGAACAAGCAGCCGCGUCGGAGGAUUACGGACAAGAUUACGAACAUCUACUGCUAUUGCAAGCGAAAUUCAAUGAUUUCAAGCAUCGAAUAGAAGCUGGAUCUGAGAGGUUUAAUCAGUGUGAAGAAUUAGCCAGAAAACUAAUUGCGAACGAAAGUCCUUAUAUCCAGGAUAUCGAAAAACGUCAGGAACAAUUAGGAUUUGAUGAAGACGAUCCAGUGUUUCAAGUACAAAAUCGACAGGAGGCAAUGAAAGAAUCGUGGCAACAUCUAUUGGGUCUCAUCCGAAAUCGCGAACAACGAUUGCAAGCGGCAGGCGAAAUUCAUCGAUUUCAUCGCGAUGUGGCAGAAGCGCUAUCACGAAUACAAGAGAAAGAGGCUGCUUUGCCAGAGGAUCUUGGUCGCGAUUUAAAUUCCGUUUUAGCUUUAAUUAGACGACAUGAAGGAUUUGAGAAUGAUUUGGUCGCUUUGGAGGCUCAGCUGCAAGUGUUAGUCGAAGAUGCAUCCAGAUUACAAGUACAUUAUCCGGGUAACAACGCGGUGCACAUCGAUCAGCAGCAACAAAUUGUUGUUGCUCAUUGGGAGGAAUUGAAAGAAAGAUCUGCUCAUCGAAGGGAUCAAUUGCAAGCUAGCUGCGAUUUGCAGCGAUUCCUCACUCAGGUAAGAGACUUAAUGAACUGGGCAGCUGGACUCCGUGCUACAAUGUCAACGGAAGAAAAAGUUCGAGACGCAGCCAGCGCACAAAUCUUGAAAGCAGAACACGAGGCUCUGAAAGGAGAAAUCGAAGCACGAGAGGAUAGCUUCAGCUCAGUGCUCGAUUUAGGCGAAGCUAUGGUGCAAACUGGUCACUAUGCCGCUAUGGAGGUCGAAGAAAAGUGUAAUCAGCUAUUGGAUGAGCGACAGAGGUUACACACCGCUUGGCAACAAAAGAAAGUGCACUUGGACCAACUAAUCGAUUUGCAUUUCUUCCUCCGAGACGCCAAACAACUUGACACAUUGUCUAGUACUCAGGAAGCAGCACUGAGUGGCGAUAAUUUCGGAGUCUCAGUCGAAGAAGUAGAUGCGCAAAUGAAAAAACACAACGAAUUUGAAAAGCUGUUAGUUACCCACGAAGAGAAGCUAACGGCGCUGCAAGAGCAUGGGAACAAACUUCUGGAGCAGAAUCAUUUUGACUCAUCGACGAUCGCCCGACGACUAAACGAGGUCAUUCAAAGACGCGCAAGAAUUCGUGACCUAUGCGAUGCGCGAAGAAGAAGGUUGGAAGCUAGUCUGCUACAUGUACAGUUUGUUAGAGAUGUUGGUGAAGCCGAGUCUUGGAUAGGCGAAAAGCAGAAGAAGUUAGAGGCAGAAGCAUCUAAGGGCGAAGUGUCCAGCUUGGAGGAUAAAAUCAAAAAGUUACAGAAGCACCAGGCAUUCCAAGCAGAGCUGGCAGCAAAUCAGAGUAGAAUUGAAGAAAUUAGAGCAAAAGGAGAGACUUUGUUAGCGCGAAAACAUCCAGCGAGCGCGGAAAUUCAUCAACAAUUAGAUCAUUUACAUGCAUCCUGGCGAAAAUUGUUGUUGGAAUCUGGAAAUCGAGGUAGAGGUUUAGAAGAGGCCCAAGAUAUUUUGGAAUUCAACAAUCAGGUGGAGAAGAUUGAGGCAUGGAUCAGAGAUAAAGAAAUGAUGGUUCAGGCAGGUGAUACUGGAAAGGAUUAUGAGCACUGCUUAAGUCUCCAAAGGAAACUCGACGAUGUAGACAGUGAUAUGCGAGUGGAUGAUUCUAGAAUAAAAUCGAUUAAUGCUUUGGCGGAUAAACUUAUAAAACAGGGUCGUGAUAAUGAAUCAAAAGCAAUUCAACAACGGCGUGAUAACUUUAAUAAUAAGUGGAAAGGUUUGCAAGGUGCUCUAAGCGCGUAUCGCGAAACAUUAGCUGGUGCAUUAGAGAUCCAUCUAUUUAAUCGAGAUAUUGACGACACAAACCAAAGAGUUAUUGAGAAAUCAGUGGCCAUGAACACGAGUGAUACAGGAAAAGAUUUACCUGCUGUCGAACAGUUGCAAAGAAAACAAGAGGCUAUGGAGCGAGAUAUGACAGCAAUAGAAGGGAAACUGAAGGAACAUAAGAUAGAGGCGCGAAACUUGUCGCAUAAAUAUCCAGACAAGGCAUCCGAAAUAAACGGGAUAUUGUCCGAACUUCAAUCUAAUUGGGAUGAUCUACAACGUGUGACUCGACAACGACGCGACGCUUUAAAUCAAGCUUAUACGUUACACAAGUUCCAAGCUGAUCUACAUGAAUUGGAUAUUUGGGUGACAGAUACUAUCAAACGCAUGGAUGACUCCGAACCACCGACCACUAUAUCUGAAGCUCAAGCUGUAUUAGAACUGCAUCAAGAAAGGAAGGCAGAGAUUGACGGUAGACAAGAUAUAUUUAAAGGCUUAAAGGAUCAUGGCCAUAAACUCCUGUCAAUCAACCAUGAUGUCAAGGAUAAUCUUGAACAUUUGGAAGAACUCAGGCAAACCUUGGGAAAUGCUUGGGAUAAUCGUAGACAAAAAUUAACGCAAGCGCAUCAACUGCAAUUAUUCAAAGAACAAGCCGAUCAGGCUGACAGUUGGCUGGCGACGAAAGAGGCAUUCCUCAACAACGACGAUCUUGGUGAAUCGUUAUCGGGUGUCGAGACGCUGUUACGUAAACAUGAGGAAUUCGAAAAGAUGUUAGCGUCUCAAUUAGGACGUAUUGAAGAGCUCGAAAAAUUCGCAAAUGAAAUCCUAUCGCGUGAACAUGCAGAUGCAGGUAUAAUAAAGCAACGACUUGCUUCGGUUUGUACCAGAAGGGACAAAUUGAAAAACAGUGCAACAGCCAGAAGAAAGAAACUUUUGGAGAGUCAUCACUUACACCAGUUCCUCAGAAACAUAUAUGAGGUGGAUGGUUGGCUACAUCAGAAGCAACAAGUGGCGGGCGAUGAAAAUUAUAGAGAUUCCUCGAAUUUGCAAAGCAAGAUACAAAAACACGCUGCAUUUGAGAGUGAGUUGAUGGCAAAUAAAGGGAGAGUUGCGGCAGUCGUCAAUGAGGGCGAAGCGCUUAUCGAGGAAAAUCAUUAUGCCUCGAAGGAUAUACAGGAACGUUUAGACGAGUUGGAAGCAGAAUGGCGUCUUUUACAAGAAACUAGCGAGCUAAAGAAGAACCGGUUAAAUGAUGCAUAUCAAGCCUUGCUAUUCGGCCGCAGUUUGGACGAAUUCGAGACGUGGAUGGAUGAAGUCGAAACUCAAUUGCAGUCAGAGGAUCAUGGCAAGGACUUAUCGAGCGUGGCGAAUUUGUUGAAAAGACACACUAAUUUAGAGAAUGAUGUGCUCGGUCACAACGAAGCAUGUGAAUCUAUCAAAGAUACCGCCGCCAGCUUUCAGAAAUCAAAUCAUUUCUUGAGUGACGAGAUUCAAAAGAGAGCGUUAGUUACGAUCAACAGAUAUCACAGUCUUCAGGAGCCAAUGCAGAUACGCAGGGAUAAUUUGGAAGACGCGAAGUUACUGCAUCAGUUCGCGAGAGAUGUCGAAGACGAAUUGCACUGGUUAUCAGAGAAGGAACCAUUAGCCGCAAGCAAUGAUCUUGGUAACUCUUUGACCACUGUACAACGAUUGCAAAAAAAACACCAUGCUUUGGAAACGGAACUAUUGUCCAGAGAGCCCGUAGUAGCUUCACUGGUUAGCAGAGCGACUGUAAUGAUUAGAAGUGGACACUUCGCAGCGGACAAGAUUGAACAGCUGACCAAAAAGUUGCAAGAGGAAUUAUCACAUCUUAGAGAUUUAGCAAGUGUCAGAAAGUUGAGAUUACUCGACGCUGUAGAGUCACAAAUGUUUUAUGCCGAAGCCGCGGAAGCUGAGCAAUGGAUUAGAGAGAAACAUCCACAACUUACUUCAUCUGAUCAUGGCAAGGAUGAAGACUCUGUGCAAUCUCUGCUGAAGAAGCUAGAAGGCAUUGAGCGUGAUCUGUCCGGUUUUGAAAACACGGUCGAUAAUCUGAAAAAACUUUCACAUGGUCUAGUCGAACGUCAUCAUUUUGAUAGCAAAAAUAUCGCGCAAAAACAAAUGGAUAUCGAAUUUAAAUUUAAAGAGUUGCAAAAAUUGAAAGAAUAUCGACUGCAAAGAUUAUCGGAAAGCGAGAAGUUUUAUAAAUUUAUCAGACAAGCGGAUGAAGUGAUUGAAUGGAUCGGGGACCAAACAACGAUCGCCGCAUCGGAGGACUAUGGAUGUGACGUUGAACAUGUAGAACUGCUAAUCCAGAUAUUCGACAAUUUCCUAGCCGGCUUAACGACCAGUGAAGGACGUGUAUCGGCUGUACUCGACGAAGGACAAAGACUGAUCGAGCAGAAUAAUCCCGAAAAAACCAAGAUACUUCAGAAAAUUGACGAAACAAAACAACAAUGGGAGGACUUGAAAGAAUUGGCACACGCUCGACAAGACGCGUUGGCUGGUGCUAAACAAGUUCACAUGUUUGACAGAACAGCCGAUGAAACUAUCUCUUGGAUACAAGAGAAGGAAACUGCUCUCAGCUCGGAUGGCUAUUGCCAGGAUUUGGAGACAAUUCAGGCACUGGUAAGAAAGCAUCAGGGAUUUGAAACUGACCUGGCGGCUGUGAAGGAACAAGUGGAGAGUCUGAUGGAGGAAGCGUCAAGAUUGAUUGAGCUAUUCCCCGAUGCGCGUAUACACAUCAAUGUGAAACAUCAGGAGGCGGAAGCGGCCUGGGCUGAAUUGCUGGAGCAAGCGGCGCAGAGGCGAAACAAACUAGCUCAAGCGGAACAGUUGCAGACCUAUUUGGGCGAGUAUAGGGAACUAAUAUCUUGGAUAAAUGAGAUGGUGGCCAAGGUGACAGCGCCAGAAUUAGCACGGGACGUUCCUGGUGCCGAGGCGCUGCUUUCCAGGCAUAACGAGUACAAAGCAGAGAUCGAUACACGUGAAGAAGCCUUCGAGAAAUUCUAUCGGACCGGACAGGAGCUAAUCGAGCAGGGACAUUUCUUGGCGAAAGAGAUCGAGGACAAAAUAUCGGUAUUGCAACAACGCCAGCAGAUCCUAAAGGACACAUGGCAGAAGAGAAGACACAUUUACGAACAGAAUUUGGAUACGCAGUUGUUUAAGAGGGACGCCGAAACUCUGGAGAAUUGGAUAGUCAACAGAGAGCCGAUGCUGCAAGACGAUAAAUUGGGAGAGAGCAUUUCACAAGUAGAAGAGUUAAUAAGAAAGCACGAAGACUUUGAGAAAACUAUACAGGCACAGGAGGAAAGAUUCAGCGCGCUUAAACGGAUAACGAUGUUGGAAGAAGCCUUUCAAAAGCAGCAAGAGGUGGAAAUGGCUGCGCGUCAAGCGGAGAAAGAGCGUGUCGAACGCGCGAGGCUCGAAGAACGGAAACGUAAAGAAGUACAGAGGAUAACCGAAGAGCGGAAACGCGAAGAGGAACGUAGACGAUUAUUAGAUAAUUCUCAUCGCGCACAACACGAUGAAGUUAACGGUUCAGUUGACGAACAUGAAUCUGCGAAUAUGUUAUCUCCGUUGAAAAGUGCUAUCAAUUCCGAAACAGAACUUGCGACACCUCAGAAACCAUACGGUCUAUCGCAUAUGUUUAGUGAAAAAUUAAGACGAGCAACUUCGGACAUUAAGAGGGCCGAAAGUAUGAAAGUGGAUACGAAAAAACCAAAACGAACUCCGAGCUUCACGACCAGGCGAAGAACGCAAAGCUUUCGAAAACUGCAACGUAUGGAGAACAUGGACGCCCUGCGACCAGUCGAGAUUCAAGGUCUUCUUGAACGAAAGCACGAGCUUCAAAGUGCUGGUAAAAAGGCAGCCGUUCGAUCGUGGAAGCAGUAUUACACUGUAUUGUGCGGACAAUUACUGUGCUUCUUCAAGGAUACAGAUGAUUUUGCGUUAAGCAAAGCGGCCACUGCCCCGAUAACAAUUUUCAAUGCUAUAUGCGAGAAAGCAGAUGAUUACACGAAAAAGAAAAACGUAUUUCGACUGAAGUGCACGGACGGUUCGGAAUUCUUGUUUUUAGCACCAAGUCAAGGGGAGAUGGAAGAUUGGGUUAAUAAAAUCUCAUUUCAUGCAAAAUUACCACCAAGUAUGCAGCUCUUAAGCUACGACGAGUCUCAAAAGAUGCAGCAAGAAGGCUUGCAAAGAUUGCAGGGUUCAAAGCUCGAACACGCGGAUGACAAUGCGUCGACUGGAAGUAGCCGCGCUUCCACACCGGAAAUGGAACGCAAGAACUCUGUGAUUAGGCGCGAUCCCAUUUCGCCAAAUCAACACUCACCCAGCUCGGUACAAAUAGAGUUCCUGCAGAUGCACCGGCAUAAUCAGCAACGGCGCAACGACGCGCAAAACUCCGAGACGUUCUUGGCAUCACAGAGAUCCGACCAACCACAGACUCAGACGGAAUUUCUGCAGAUGCAUAGGCAACAACAGCUACUUGCGCAGCAGCAGCAGCAGCAUCAGUUGAUACAGCAAGAGCAACUCGCGGCUCAGCGGGAUCAAUAUCAACAAAAUUCCACGAUGCUAGGAACUGACAAACCGCCUAUACCGCCGCGAGGCGCUCCUCCACCUAUCCCUAUGCGUUCCAGUUCGGAAAAUAUGGUGCAAUACAGGCGAAAUGAUAUAGAACACCAUUUAUCACAAGGAAGACCUAAUGUCUAUCAACAACGAAGUGCAACAUUAAAUCACAAUGGUUCCAGCCAGUAUUCAUCGGAGCCACCAGUAUGGCAUCGACAAAACAGUGUAGAUCUUCCUCCGCAACAUCAAGCGUAUGGAAAUGUACCAAACAUUAGACAGGGUGUACAGCAACAAAACAAUGCUUACACUGGUAGACCGACAUCGUUGCCGCCUUAUGUCGCUCCACCAGAGAGUGGAUCAGAAAGUGAGCAAAGUUCGGGUGGUAAUCGGAAAGAUUACAAACGAAGUUCUGUAUUGAGCAAUCUAUUCGGUAGACGCAAAAAACCCUCUCAGACGUAA